CUACCACUCCCAAACGUUUUAAAGCAGCGCAAUUCUCGCGUUGGAGCGAAUGCCCGUUCCAAACCACCAAAACCCUUACUCCCACUCUUACUCCACCAUAGAUCUAGGGUUUCAACAGCCUUCUCAGCAAUGGCCGAGUCAUCUUUGCAACUCAUCUCCGAAAUCGGCGCCCAACUCGGCCGCCAAACUCGCUCCGGCAAAGAUUCCAUACUCAAAUCGCUCAAACAAGCUGCAAAUGCUUUGUCAGAAAUAGAACAGCCUUCAUCCCAGGAAGCUGCCAAAAAGUUAGGAGCUGCUAAAAAGAUUGAAGUUGCCAUAAAUCCUCUGAGGAAAGCAAUUGUAAAUGGCCUUAUUCAGCAUAAAGAUAAGGAAGUUAGACUUCUAGUGGCCAUAUGUCUCAGUGAAAUUUUUCGGGUCAUGGCACCUGAACCACCUUUUGAGGACAAAUAUCUUAGGGAGAUUUUUAAGCUUGUCAUCAGCACCUUUGCCGAGCUAGCUGAUACCACGAGCCCAUUCUUUUCAAGAAGAGUUAAAAUAUUAGAGACUGUUGCACGAUGUAAAUGCUGUGUUAUAAUGCUGGAUAUUGACUGCAAUGACCUAGUUCUUGAGAUGUUCAGUAUAUUUUUCUUAGUUGUGAGAGAAAAUCACCAGCAGAGUUUGAUUAAUCACAUUGUGUCUAUAAUGACACAUAUUCUAACCGAGGAAACUUCUCAGACAGUCGUGGAUGUGAUUUUGCGAAAUCUUGUAAAUGAGGGAAAGGGUGCCCCUUCUGCCUCUUACCAGCUUGCUGUUUCCAUCAGCCAACAUUGUGCAGAAAAGCUUGAGCCCUUUGUCCGUGGGUUUCUAACCGCUUGUAUUCUGGAUAGAGAUGCUGUAGAGAAUGAACUCAAAGAAUUUUACCAUGAAAUUAUUUUUAAACUUUUCCAGUGUGCUCCUCAGAUGCUUCUUGCUGUCAUUCCAAACUUGACUCAUGAGUUGCUGACUGAUCAGGUUGAUGUUCGAAUAAAAGCUGUUAAUUUAAUUGGAAAACUUUUUGGACUUCCCGAACAGCAUGUUGCAAAACACUAUCGUGAUCUUUUCUUAGAGUUCUUGAAAAGAUUCUCAGAUAAAUCUGUGGAAGUUAGAGUUAGUGCUCUACAAUGUGUUAAGGCUUUCUACCUGGCCAAUCCCUCUGGGACAGCGUUGCAUGAAGUUCUCACUGCCCUGGAAGAUCGAUUGUUAGACUUUGAUGAUAGAGUGAGAAUGCAAGCGGUGAUUGUUGCCUGCGAUCUUGCCCAAUCUAAUUUGAAAUCUGUCCCCCCCAAAUUAAUAUCUCAAGCUACAGAAAGACUUAGGGAUAAGAAGAUAUCUGUUAGAAAGAAAGCCUUGCACAAGUUGAUGGAAGUUUAUCAAGAUUAUUGUAAGAAAUGUUCUGAAGGCCACAUGGCAAUAAGUGAUCACUUUGAACAGAUUUUGUGUAAAGUUUUGAUGCUGUGCUAUGAUAAAGAUUGCAAGGAGUUCAGGUCCCAAAAUAUGGAGAUUGUGCUUGCAGAGGAUUUGUUUCCAGCUCACCUUUCAGUUGAGGAGAGAACAAGGCACUGGAUCCAUUUGUUUUCUAUUUUUACCCCUCUUCACAUAAAGGCAUUGAACUCUAUCUUAUCCCAGAAACGAAGGUUGCAAAAAGAGAUGCAGAUCUAUUUAGCCCUACGAAAGAAAGAGAAGGAGAAUAGCUCAGAAGAGAUGCAGAAGAGAAUGAAAACUUCAAUUAUAAAAAUGGUGGCAUUUUUUCCAGAUCCUUCCAAAGCAGAAGACUCCUUUAAUAAAUUGAGCCAAAUGAAAGAUAAUAGCAUUUUCAACUCAUUGGCACUAUUAUUGGAUGAUAUGAAAUUCAGAGAUGCUCUGAACAACAGAGAUAAAUUUUUGAAAACCCUAGGUGAUAGGCACCCACUAUUUGAGUUUCUGCGCUCACUCUCCUCAAAAAGCUCGUAUAACAUAUUUGGUUCAGAGCACGUCCAAUGCAUUUUAGAUCAUCUUUCCUGUAACAGAUCUGGAAAUAGACUCUUGGAGGCUUCUUCUGCCAAACUUCUUCUGGCUAUCAUUAGCAUUUUCCCCUCACUCCUGAGAGGUUCAGAAGUACAACUUCAAAUGUUGAUAGAGGAGAAUCAUCAAAUCAAUGAUAGGCUGAUUGAAGUGUUGGCAAAAGCAGGUCCUCAUAUAUGUGUACAACUCAGUGAUAUAUACCCAAUCUUGCAGAGAGUAUGUCUUGAGGGAAGUCGCACUCAGGCCAAAUUUGCUGUUGCUGCAAUUGCUGCAUUAGCCGGUGCUUCUGAGCAAUUCUUCUUUUCAGAAUUAUGCAAGGAACUUGUGGAUUCUCUUCAUAGUAGGCGGAACAUUCCAACAAUCUUGCAGUCUUUGGGUUGUGUUGCUCAAUACUCUCUUUCAACAUUUGAGGCUCAAAAUAGAGAGAUAGUGUCAUUUAUUAAGGAGAAUAUAUUUCAAGCAGGUGCUACAGAUGAUCUGAAUUCACCUGAUGCUACUUCUGGUUGUUGUAAUUCUUGCCAAUUAAAGAUCUAUGGGCUGAAAACACUUGUCAAGAGUUUUUUGCCACAUCGAGGAACUCAUGUCAGACGACAAAUUAAUGAAGUGUUGGACAUUUUGUCAAAAAUGCUGCAAAAGGGUGAUGUUUUUGAUGGUAUCAUCUCAUGUGAAAGUGAUAGGGCUCACAUCAGAUUAGCUGCUGCAAAGUCUGUUCUUCAGCUUUCUAGAAGAUGGGAUUUGCAUAUUUCACCAGAGAUUUUUUGCUUUACACUUUUUAUGGCAAAGGACUCUUCUUCUCUUGUUCGGAGAUUAUUUUUGAAUAAAACACACAACUUAUUGAAGGAACAUGCUAUACCUAUUAGAUAUGCGAGUGUUUUUGCCUUAGCAACUUCAGACUGCCUCAAAGAUCUGCAGGAUGACUCAUUUAAAUAUAUGGCAGAAUUUAUCAAGGAGUAUAGUAGAGAAGCCCGAAUCUGUCAAGCUUCUGCUGGGCAAGGAGGAUCAGUCACUGAUUAUCCGGCAUACAUAGUGGUCUUCUUGAUAUAUCUUCUUGCUCACGAUACAGGCUUCCCUCAUGAAAACUGUCGGGAUGAACAAAUAUAUGCCCAAUUUUGCAGUCCGCUUUUUAAUUUAUUGGAGGCAUUAGUCAAUGCUACAAUUGUUGAUGGGGACAUGGAUCUUGUUAAUGAUGCACGUUUGCUUCUACUCAGUAUUUUUCGUGCUGUUAAGAAAGCUGAGGAUGCUGCUGAUGCUCAGAAUACUCCAAAGCUGCACAUAAUAGCAGACAUUGGAUUCUCCUUUGUUGCUGCAUUAAAUUAUAAUGGUGUCUCCUCGUCACAUGCCCCUGCAUUGGUCUUGUUACCAUCAUCAUUAUAUAGAGCAAAUUCACAAUGUCUUACUUGCUCCUCUGCUGAUGACUCUUUUGUUAGUAGGAUUGUUUAUGCAUUUAAAUCUCAGAUCUGUGUGCCUGUUACCUCUCUUCCAAAACGUGGUCGGAAGUGCCAAGAGGAUAACACGCAGUCGGAUAUUAUUAAGAACCACACAUUGAUCUUGGCACCUCAUAAGAAAGUUGAUUUUUCUAGAACUGGAACAGAAACUCAAACAAAUGUGAGGCAGGAUAUUAGUGUGGGACAGAGACGAAGACAGGCAGUAUCACCUGCUUCUGAAUCAGUUGGAUUGCAUGAGUGUUCAACUAUCAAUAACCAACACGGGGCAUCUAAAAAGUCUGAAAAAAUUCUAGAGAAUAAACAACUUUCAUCUUCUUGUGAUUCUGUUACUCUGAGAUCCUCUCUGGCUGAAUCACAUGUUUCGAUUCAAAUUCCAGAAAGCAAUUCCUCGUCUUUUAAAGAAAAUGUCAGAGCUGGUGGCACAAUUACUGCUGAACAUUCCAAAUAUUCCAGAGCCAAGCUCAAAGACCCGUGCAACUUAAAUGUUGUCUUGCCUGAGGAGUCAAACACCUUUCAGCUGCAGCACAACAAUCUAAAGAGAAAUGUUGAUACAAUUGGAGAUGUUGCUGCCCAACAACAAAAAGUCCUAACAAUUGAGGAAUGUCAAAAGUUUCCUAAGAGAACUACUCUCCCGGGUGUGAAGGCAAGGAAGGGACAGAAAGCUUCUAUAGAUACAUCAGAAGUUACCAAUCUGAACGAGGAUGCCGUUGUCAAAGGAGCUAGGAGGCGGAAAUGAUAACUUUUCCUACUUGUUUCAGGCAAAUAAUAGAUAGUGUUUGGAAAACAAUGGAUUCUGUCACUUGAGAUAAUGACAAGUUUAGUAAAAUUACUCGCGAGGACUCUCACUUGCGGUACGUCGGAUUAGAAAGAUCUAACGGUUGCGAAAAAGAAGAAGAAAUCUCUUCAAAUGUAUAUAUAUUGAUGUGUAUAUUGUCUGAGUCAUCAACUUGAGAACAAAAUGCUGUGAAUUAUAGGAAGAGUUUUAUGACAAAGUUACUGGUAAAUGAAGAAAGAUUGAGUCAGCAUUAUUGUUAUUACUAUUAUCAGUCUUGUUGAAAGGGGUCUGAAAUAUUUUGGAGGCAAAAAAUGGAGAGCCUUUUG
Messenger RNA from Juglans regia (Persian walnut), 4565 nucleotides. Its product is annotated as sister chromatid cohesion protein PDS5 homolog A. Lineage: Eukaryota; Viridiplantae; Streptophyta; Magnoliopsida; Fagales; Juglandaceae. Gene Ontology annotation, biological process: mitotic sister chromatid cohesion; DNA repair. The record is from RefSeq and is a predicted model, not a curated record. The transcript has 28 exons. The coding region runs from base 130 to 4200 and encodes 1356 amino acids. Gene Ontology annotation, cellular component: chromatin; nucleus.